Tetranychus urticae (two-spotted spider mite) is the source of this 2912-nucleotide messenger RNA. Its product is annotated as endoplasmic reticulum disulfide reductase DNAJC10. Gene Ontology annotation, molecular function: protein-disulfide reductase activity; misfolded protein binding; oxidoreductase activity, acting on a sulfur group of donors, disulfide as acceptor. Lineage: Eukaryota; Metazoa; Arthropoda; Arachnida; Trombidiformes; Tetranychidae. The record is from RefSeq and is a predicted model, not a curated record. Gene Ontology annotation, biological process: IRE1-mediated unfolded protein response. Gene Ontology annotation, cellular component: endoplasmic reticulum lumen.
AAACAAACAAGUUUCAUAUUUAUCAUUGAUAUUAAUUUAAAUUAUUUUUAAUUCUUGCCAAUUAUUGAAUGAUUGUCAUCUUGAUUUCAUUUGUUAACACAAGUAUCCGUUUAUCGUUUUUCAUGAAAGAAGUCUACCAUCAAUGACCUGUUGUCAGGGAUUUUCAAGAUGAAUCCAAUGAUCUUCUUUAAUACAAAGACAUCAAGACUAUUUGGGUUCAUUCUUAUCGAUUAAAACUUUUUUACCACUCGAAUAACUCCAUCUUAAUAAUUGGUGGACUUCCACUACAACACACAACAUGCUCAUUAAAUUGGAUAUCUUGGGACCCAUUGGUACCUCCAAAAUAAAUUAUUCAUCAAUGGUUGUGAAAAGAAUCUCAGCAAUCUUGCAAAUUUUAAUUCUAGUUAUUAUUAUUUCUAAUCCAUGGGAAGUCGAUGCCGGUGAAGAUUAUUAUCAAUUGCUGGGUAUUACAAAAAGUGCUGAUAAUAGAGAAAUACGGAAAGCUUUUAAAAAAUUAGCCUUAAUUCAUCAUCCAGAUAAGAACAAGGAUGAUCCUAAAGCUAAUGAAAUGUUUGUGAAAAUCAACAGAGCUUAUGAGGUACUCAAAGAUGAAGAAACAAGGAAGAAAUAUGAUCUUCAUGGCGAAGAAGGUUUAAAAGAUGAUUUCGAGCGUGGACAAUCCUGGCAUUCCUGGAACUAUUACGAAGAGAGUUUCGGAAUUUACGAUGAUGACCCGCAAAUCAUUACUCUUAGUAGAUCUGAAUUUGAAGCAUCUGUUACCAACUCACCUUUCAUUUGGUUUAUUAACUUUUAUUCGCCUCAAUGCUCACAUUGUCACCAUAUUGCACCAGAAUGGAGAUCUAUGGCUAGAGAAUUGGAAAAUAUUAUUCGUGUUGGUGCAGUUAACUGUGAAGAAGAUUGGGUUCUUUGCAGAGAACAAAGGAUUCAUGGUUUUCCGUCAUUAAUUCUUUAUCCUAAGAAACAACUUUACGAAGGCAAACGUACAUCAGAUGCCUUAACUGAAUUCGUGCUUUCGAACCUGCCCAAUAAAGUGAUUAAAAUUACUGAAGAUUUUCUCAAAUCUGAAGAUACUCUCAAAAAUAUCUAUUGGUUGAUUUCAUUUUGCUCUGAUAAAUCAGAUUGCCAAUUCGAGGACAGUUUAGUUAAGCUCGCCAUAGCUUUAGAUGGAUUAACUAAAGUAUCAGAAAAUGUUAAAUGUGAUAAAGAGCCAGAAUUGUGUCGAAUGUUUGGAAUCAAUGAUAAAGCUAUUCGACUCUACAAAAAUGUAUCCAAUGUAAAAGAUUUCAUUGAAAUCUCCUAUUCUCAGGAUCCUAAGGACAUAAUCUCAUCAGUUCUACACCAACUUCCUGGUCUAGAGGAACUUGAUGAAACUAAAUUUAAGUCAUCUAUUCCAGAACCAAACUCUGAAACGACUUCUCAAUGGGUGAUUUUAUUCACAAAAAAUCCUAUUGAAAAUGAUGAUCUUACAAGUAAAGAAUUGAAAAGAUUGCCGCCAUUGCUGAAAAAUAUAUCUACUGGACAAAUUAAUUGUAAAAUAGAAAAAAAUAUCUGUUCUAAUUAUCAGCUUUCCACCUUCCCUAAAUUUCUUGUCUUCCGUGAUCAAGACUCUUAUGAAGUAUAUCAUGGCAGGAUCUCAGCUCAUGAUGUUGCGACAUUUGCAUUGGAAAGCUUAACGAGUCAUUUAAAUACACUUUCUCCUGCACAAUUUGAAGAAGCAAUCAAAAAUCAAGAUAAGCCUUGGCUAGUAGAUUUUUACGCACCUUGGUGUCCUCCAUGCAUGAAUUUUAUGCCAGAAAUAAGGAAAACAUCUAAAACACUAGGAAGUACAAUUAAUUUUGGUACAGUGGAUUGUACUAUUCACUCCACGCUCUGUAGAAAGUACAAUAUUCGUUCAUAUCCGACUUUGAUUUUGUACAAUCAAUCUUCUCCACACCAAUUCUUCGGUAAUCACAAGUCUGCUGAUCUAAUUGAUUUUAUUCAGGAUACCCUUAAUCCUCCAGUCGAAUCUUUAACCGCCACAAAUUUUGGUGAAAAAGUUCUUGAUCGAGAUUCAGAAACAAUCUAUUUAGUAGAUUUUUAUGCUCCUUGGUGCCGUCCGUGUCAAGAAUUUGCUCCUGUUUGGCGAAAAAUAGCUAAAUUGAUGAAACCAGAGACGAAUGUAAAAGUUGCUGAUGUAAACUGUCAAGAUCAAUUAGAUCUUUGUUCAUCCCAAGGAGUCAAAACUUAUCCAACUAUUCGUCUUUAUCCAUCAAAAAGAGAUUCCAGAUUCAAGGAGCCUUUCUUUGCUUUCAAUGGAUAUAAUCGUGAUAUUCAAUCUGUCCGUGUUUGGAUUUAUUAUUAUCUACCAACUUUAGUUCGUUCUAUUGAUUCUCCAAUACUCUUCGAAAAGCUAUUAAAUUCAAAGUAUGCUUACUUAGUUGAUUAUUAUGCUCCUUGGUGUGCACAUUGUCAAACUUUUGCUCCUGAUUUUGAAAUUGUUUCAAAGAAAUUGAAGGAAGAUGGAAUAAAAACGGCUAAAAUUGAUUGUCAAGAACACGUUGAAUUAUGUAGUAAAGCUAACGUUCGAGCUUACCCUACACUGAGAUUUUAUCCUGGAGCCGUUGAUGGCGAAACUCAAGGACCGCACGGAAUCGAUAUAGAUACUUAUCAUGUUGAUUCAAUAAUAUCUCAAGUUAAAAAAUAUGUCAAGCCGAAAAUUAUUAAAGAUGAAUUGUGAUACAGUUUAAGCAAAAAAAUUAUUAAAUCUCGUUUUAUUAAGACUUUGAUAAGUUCUUAUGGCUAACAAAAUGUUUCUGAUCUUUUUUUAGAGUAGAAAACAUUUAGUCCCAAUUGGUGAAUAAUGAAAAGGCAAAUGGAUUAUUUAUAGAUUGUUUUACAAAGAAAUUAAUUUA